Talaromyces proteolyticus is the source of this 1348-nucleotide messenger RNA. RefSeq lists its product as uncharacterized. The record is from RefSeq and is a predicted model, not a curated record. Lineage: Eukaryota; Fungi; Ascomycota; Eurotiomycetes; Eurotiales; Trichocomaceae. The coding region runs from base 141 to 1223 and encodes 360 amino acids. The transcript is spliced from 2 exons.
CUUUCUCUGCUGCCUGCCUUGCGCAAAGAUGAGGCUUAGACCUGAUAUUUAUUUCGCAUACUCGCUGUGCCCUCGGAUACGACAGAUGCAGACUCUUCCAAAGAGUGUCGAAUUGCUUCUUCAUACCUAACUUUGCGAGAAUGUCGAAAAAGGCAGCUUUAUCAUCGCAGCCCCACCAGCCGUGGCAAUCUUCCAACAUUGUUUCACCUGUCCAACUAUCAAAUAACAGUUCUUCAGAGGCCGGUCAGGAAAACCAGCCUACACAGAGUAAUAAUGCCAAUGUAUUCAACCAAACAUUCACCUCGGAACCGCCGCCAUAUUCAAGCUUGGUAACGAACACGCCGAGUACUUUGUCGCCAGCUGCAUGGCCGAAUGCUACCUCCACGCUACCACCCAUUGACUUUUCCAAAUAUUCAAUCCCAGAAUCAUCCCUUUCCAAGGAUGGAUCGACAGUGUCAACAUAUCACCCCUCCUUCACAUCCAAUGCGUCAGCGCUUGUUCGCUUCGUGCAGGAGCAGGCUACUCUUCCCCCACUACCUUACAUCCACAUUCUUGGCGAGAAGCAAGAAGACGGGCAACGACGUGAUUUCGAUAUCAAAAUAAACAUGCUCUCGUUAUUUCUAGCGCAGAACUCGCAGAAUAAAUGGAACUACGUCAAACUGGUCGGCGAUCAGGAAUUGGCGUACAGAGGAAAAGAUGGUCAGAGCACGAUCCCUGACAUUAAAGGUGGCCUGGACGAAUGGGCUACAAGAUUCUGUAAGGAGACGUCAACUUUGAAGUCAUUCACUCUAACGCGGCAGCUUUCCAAUUGGAACGCUAGUUAUAUCGAAGGCCAGAUCCGCAGCCUGAUUGCAGCGACUGGCUACGAAAAACGUGUAACCAUUUCCUUCCCCGUCAAGUAUGCAAAAGUGGUAGUAUAUCCCCCGAAAAGCAGCCAAAGCUUCUUUAAAACGCUAGUCUCGCCAUUUUUGGAGAAGAAGCGAUUUGAAGUCGUUCGCGCCGUUUGGCCGUAUGCCUCCCUCCCACCUGUGGCAGACGCUGCGGCUGCAGGCCGGAAAUGUGUUGUGCAGAGUGAGGAAAUGUGGUGGGAAGAGUGGAGGGAUGUGAUUCGAUGGUCUGUCGUUACGAAGCGCUCUGGUUGGGUUUCUGUGGAUGAUAUUUUGGAGUAUCGGAUGGCGCCAGCGCCAGCGGUACCUCCUUCAAACCCGUGGAAGCGGUUCUAAUACCACCAUCUUCGGAGUUGUGUUUGAAUUUCUCUCAUAUACAGUCACUAUAAAUUGCAUUUACAUUGGUGUCAGGUGUUUUAGGUUGAGUGAUCAUGGUUGUCCACAAUAACUUUUACGACAAG